This is a messenger RNA of Closterium sp. NIES-65, 396 nucleotides long. The record is from the annotation of a GenBank genome assembly. NCBI's taxonomy places the organism in Eukaryota, Viridiplantae, Streptophyta, Zygnematophyceae, Desmidiales, Closteriaceae.
AUGCAGAAGUGGAUCACUGACUACCUCUCGUCGUCAACCACGGGUUUCACCUGCCUCGUUCCGCCCAACGCCGCCUUCAGGACCGCCAAGCCCGCCUCCCUGAAACCGUAUGCCAAGACCCCAGCAACCCUCCAGGAUCUGGUCAAGUUCGGCAUGCUCAACUUCCAGGCCACUCCCCAGCGCUUGGCAAAGGACGCUGUCGGCCAGGGCUACGUCACCUUCAGCGGCGCCGGGAGGCAGAUCCAGAAGUACAAGCCCGCCAAGGCCGGCGCUGUGACAGUUGGCCCUCAGUUCGCUCAGCAGGGUUACGAGCUGGCGAAUGUUACCAAGAUCCUGUACAAGGACCCCACGGCCAUCUGCUACGAGAUCGACAACGUCCUUAUUCCGAUCAAGUAG